AUGAGCUUACCUUUAGUGGCUAGGAGCUCCCCGAGGCAGAAACGUAGCCUGCGCCGCGAGGCCCGCCUGCGCCGCGAGUACCUGUACGGCAAGGGCCGCGAGGAAGCGCGGCGAACGGCCCACGAGAAGAAGGAGAGGCUCCGGCGCGCGCUCGAAGAGAACCGCCUGAUACCCACCGAGUUACGCCGGCAGGCUCUAGCCUUACAGGGAUCCUUGGAGUCUGACGACGCUGGUGGUGAAGGUGUAACCAGCCAUGUGGAUGAUGAAUAUCGAUGGGCAGGGGUUGAGGAUCCCAAGAUCAUGAUCACCACCUCCCGAGACCCCAGUUCCCGCCUCAAGAUGUUUGCAAAGGAGCUAAAGCUGGUGUUUCCAGGAGCACAGCGCAUGAACCGAGGCCGGCAUGAGGUGGGUGCGCUGGUGCGAGCCUGCAAAGCCAAUGGAGUCACUGACCUACUGGUUGUUCACGAGCACCGGGGCACACCUGCUGCUCCCACCCCUCACCCCAGGCACCACAUCUACAAGAAGAUGGAUCCCCACAAUGUGGAGCUGACCGAGGUUGGACCUCGCUUCGAGCCGAAGCUGUACAUGAUUCGCCUGGCACCCUGGAACAGGAGGCCACGGCCGAUGUAG
This is a messenger RNA of Trichechus manatus latirostris (Florida manatee), 630 nucleotides long. Its product is annotated as U3 small nucleolar ribonucleoprotein protein IMP4-like. Lineage: Eukaryota; Metazoa; Chordata; Mammalia; Sirenia; Trichechidae. The transcript is spliced from 2 exons. Gene Ontology annotation, biological process: rRNA processing. Bases 1 to 630 code for a protein of 209 amino acids. Gene Ontology annotation, molecular function: rRNA primary transcript binding; snoRNA binding. Gene Ontology annotation, cellular component: Mpp10 complex; nucleolus; small-subunit processome. The record is from RefSeq and is a predicted model, not a curated record.